AUGGUGACCGGCAGAUCACAGCCGGGCAUGGAGCCAACUCCGCUUCCUACCACCUCUGAUCAUGUCGGCGCCAACUCUCCACCGUCGAAGCGAGACUUGGUCUCGUGGUGGAGACAGUUCAAACGGAACACCACUCGGAAAGAGGAUUCAAAGGAGCCACCCCGAGGCAUCUUUGGCGUUCCGCUAAAUGAAAGCAUCAAGUACGCCAACGUCGCGAUCUCUCUGAACAACGAAAAUGGUGAAAGCUUUAUCUAUGGAUACGUUCCAAUCGUCGUCGCCAAGUGCGGUGUCUUUCUUAAGGAAAAGGCAACCGACGUCGAAGGUAUCUUUCGGCUGAAUGGAUCCGCGAAACGUAUCAAGGAUCUGCAAGAACUUUUCGAUUCCCCCGAGCGAUACGGUAAAGGACUGGACUGGGAGGGAUAUACUGUACACGAUGCUGCCAAUGUGCUUCGCCGAUACCUCAACCAAUUGCCGGAGCCCAUUGUUCCUCUGGAAUUUUACGAGCGCUUCCGCGAACCCCUGCGCGUUUAUCAGAGACAGGUGCAAGCCGAGGGACCGGUGCCAGAUGCGGAGAGAUUCGAUCACGCAAGGGCCGUUGAGACCUACCAGCGCUUGAUCAUCGAGCUUCCUCCCUUGAACAAACAGCUACUUCUCUACAUCCUCGAUCUUCUCGCCGUUUUCGCCUCAAAAUCGGAACAGAACCGUAUGACUUCGGCCAACCUUUCAGCCAUCUUUCAGCCUGGCUUGCUGUCGCAUCCGCAACACGAUAUGUCACCAGAGGAAUAUAAGCUGAGCCAGGAUGUGUUAAUUUUCCUGAUUGAGAACCAAGAUCACUUUUUGGUGGGCAUGAGUGGCAGUGCGGUGGAUGAACAGACUAUCAAGGAGGUGCAAGCUGGAUCCCAGCCCAAGGUGCCAACUUUGGCUUCUCAGCAACCUACAGGGUCCAACAGAUCCCCUACUUCCACUGUUAGGCGAUCGGCAUCCAACGCUAGCGUUGGCAACGACAAUAACCGCAAAUUGGAUAGUUUGCGCCGAAAUGCGUCUGUCUCGUCUCGCAACUCGCGAGGUUCACGCGCUUCCAACAGAGUUCCCAGCCCAGCUACUCCCAACUCGAUUGGUGGUUCUGGUGUUCACCGGAGCAAUACCCUGCCCUCGAAGAUGGGCCCCGUGGUGACUUCAGUGCGGGCCGCACGCGCCAACGAAGCUAGCUCCACAACUCCUCCCGUUGUCUCGGUUUCGCACAGCUCUCGAUCUGCUAGCCGAUCUGCCAGUCGCCCGCCUUCUCUACGUGAAGAGGCAGAAGAGUCAAUCUCCAACCCGAAACCCGCCGCGCCUGUCGCGCCCUUGACACCAACUGGUUCCGUGUUUGUGCACACUGCGACCCAUGGUCCUAUAUCACCCCAAGAAGCCGAGAAACUGAGCAUCGUCGAUACUCGAGUGCAUGAAAAUCUUGAGCCUCCAUCCUCGCCCCCACCUGCUGUCGUCACUCCGACUCGUGAAAGGAAGCUCGCCAACAUUUUUAGUAAAACUCCAUCUCCUGAUGCUGAGGGGAAGGAGCAUCGACAGCCAAAUCGUUUGAGAAAGAAACGUAUCCCGGGUAGCGCAAGCAUCAGCGCUCAAAGUUCUUCUAUCUCCUUACAUGGUGUCCUCUCAGAGCAUGCUCAUGACACCACCUCGGACGCGAAUCGUGAACUGCCGUCAACAGAGGGUUCAAUUGGGGAUACGACCCCACGACCUCCUAACCCAGAAAUUUCAAGCGCCACGGCAGAGUCGACUCCAACUUUCGGAGAGGGUGCGCACCACACCGAAAACACCUUGCGACCUCAGCCCUCACGCACACCGUCUAUUAACUCGCGGUCCUCAUUCACAGAUAAUUCCGAUAUAGAUGGGCCCGAUGAUGACAACAUUUCCGAGCGCCGAAGUAAACGGCGUAGUUGGCGCUUUAGCCGUUCCAAUGUUGGACUUGGUCUUGGGUCUCCUCCUCUUGUGGCGACCAACCCUAUUGCCCAACAGAGUACCAGCUCUAUCGGCAGUGGUCAACAUCCUGCCAGUCGCCCGUUGAGCCUGGACGCCGGUGCUCAUGGCAGCUCCGUCUCCAGUACCGAGCCUGAGAAGAGAAGUCUGUUCGGCAGAUUCAAGGCUAAGGUGGCGCAUGUGCGCGAUGGUGGGAAGGAUGAGCGUGAACGCACCAAGAGCCCUAAUCAGUCAGACAGUGAGCCUUCAGCUCACAUUCAGCCACUAUCUCCCACAACUCUAGGCCAUUCGCAUGGAAUGCCGAUCAUUGAUGUUCCAAGCGAGCAGCCCAAGGAAGAGCCCUUGCGCUCUCCAUCCUCUCUACUUCCCGUUGCUGGCAUGCCUCCUUCAAUCCCCGAGGAACCUCACAGCCCCGAGACACCCACUGUGCCUGAGUCCAAGAUACCGAGUGAUACGUCAGCACCGGCUGCUAAUACUCUCCCGUCGUCAGAUGAGACUGUUACCUCGGCACCUUUGAAGGAAUCAACGGAUGAAUCAGUCUCUACCCAGAUUGUUUAG
Messenger RNA from Penicillium taxi, 2532 nucleotides. RefSeq lists its product as uncharacterized. Gene Ontology annotation, cellular component: cell cortex. Lineage: Eukaryota; Fungi; Ascomycota; Eurotiomycetes; Eurotiales; Aspergillaceae. The transcript is spliced from 3 exons. Gene Ontology annotation, molecular function: GTPase activator activity. The coding region runs from base 1 to 2532 and encodes 843 amino acids. The record is from RefSeq and is a predicted model, not a curated record. Gene Ontology annotation, biological process: signal transduction; activation of GTPase activity; regulation of fungal-type cell wall organization.